GCAUACAGAAUGAUAUGUUUGAACACAUUCUCGUUACCAGCUACCCCUUUGCCACACACUAAUGCUCCAAAUUCCAAAACAAAUCCUCCACAUUUCAAAAUCAGAAUUAGAACCCACAAAAUUAACUGUAUCCCAGAAGCUUACGAUGAUGAAGAAACUGAAAAUGCAUCAAAAAUUACAGUUGCAUUGCCUCACCAUGUGAAAACCAUCACAAGUACAUCAAACCCAUUUGUAAAACACUGUCUCAAACUUCGGCAGAGCUCCUCUUAUAGACAAUCUCAUGACUCGGUUCUUGUUGUUGGCACUACUCCCAUAAGGGAAAUAUACAGCUUUCAAGAAACAUUGCAAGACAGGCCUACAAUAGAGUUCUUACUUUUACACGACAAAUAUGAUGUCCCACAAGAUAUAGUUGAUCGUGCUAUUCAUGUGGUUCAUGUCAGCUCAGCUAUAAUGAGAAAACUUUCUGGGCUUCAAUCCAUCGAUUCUGUUGAAGUCAUUGCCUUGAUGAGAAUACCUUCAACAUUUCAUGUUGUCAGCAACAGCCUGAAUGAAGAAGAUUGUAGUAGAUUGUUUCCUUUCCCACAUCGAAUUCUAAUUCUUGAAGGAAUCCAGGACCCUGGCAACCUUGGCACACUACUAAGAUCAGCGACGGCCUUUGGAUGGGGUGGUGUCUUUCUACUUCCUGGUUGUUGUGAUCCAUUCAACGAGAAAGCGCUUAGAGCUUCUCGAGGAGCCUCCUUUCAAAUUCCAAUAGUUUCUGGCAAUUGGACUCAUGUAGAAUCUCUCAGAAAAUUAUUUCAAAUGAAAAUAUUGGCUGGCCAUCCUGCAGAUGACAAAAAUUCCAAUAAAGUGCAUAGGCUUUCUCAAGAUUUUGCGGAUUCUGUGGCAGAUUUACCAUUGUGCUUGGUUUUGGGCAGUGAAGGAGCUGGUCUUUCAAAGGAAAGUAGGCAAUCUUGUGAGCUUAUAAGCAUUCCAAUGGCAGGAGAAUUCGAGUCUCUCAACGUUUCAGUAGCUGGAGGUAUAUUUAUGUUCUUAUUGCAGCCUGAGAACCAUAGAGUUAGUUGAUUCCUUCGAAGAUGAUUCAUCCCCGCCACUCCUUUUUUUGGGUUUCCCUUGUUCGACUGAACCACCUAAAGACAAGUACUGUGCAAUGGGUGUGGUGUUGUUAAUGUUAGGACACACAUACUAGGAACAUACUCUUAACAUAUCUUCGAUGGUGAAGGCCCAGACUAGCUAGAUGCUACCUUGAUAGCAUUUAGGUACUCGAUUCCUUUCUAACAUGUUACUUGUAUUUGUACAUCCCCAAUUGUUAUGUUGAGAUUCGUCAAUCUUUUGACGUGUUGGCUAAGUUUAAGAAAAUGUUACGUGUCUAAUUUUGGUAACUUUGCUCAAGCAUGUUUGAAUAUUUUCAACCAAUUAUGUAUGCUUUUCAUUUUGAAUUUUGUUAUAUGUACAG
This is a messenger RNA of Olea europaea var. sylvestris, 1456 nucleotides long. RefSeq lists its product as uncharacterized. NCBI's taxonomy places the organism in Eukaryota, Viridiplantae, Streptophyta, Magnoliopsida, Lamiales, Oleaceae. Gene Ontology annotation, biological process: RNA processing. The transcript is spliced from 4 exons. The coding region runs from base 10 to 1065 and encodes 351 amino acids. Gene Ontology annotation, molecular function: RNA methyltransferase activity; RNA binding. The record is from RefSeq and is a predicted model, not a curated record.